ACCAGUGUCGUUAAAGACUCAUGCUUUUGCAUUCCAAGUGAAUCGGACUGGAUUUGGCUCAUUGGUGACAGCAGCCGUGUCAGAACUUUGCUUUUAGCUGCACACUAAUUCUUUUCUAUCUUUCCCAUCACCCUGAUUAAAGACCAAAGAAAGAGAAACUCAGCACAAAGAACUCAAAUGCAAAGCCAGAGGCAGCCUUCACCCAAGUCCUCUGUUCUGGAGAGACCAGCAACGGUUAAAGGUGCAAAGCUGCCAGGUGCUUCUGCAUGGAGAGAAGGUCAGAAGUUAGCUAGAAAGUUGCUUGGUCCACCCCCUGCAUUUCCAAAUCUGAGGAGCAGAGCUGAAGUGCAGACCACAGAAGAAACCUUUGAACCUGAUAGAGGAUUUGUAGCAGUGCCAGCGAUGCAAAACAGCUCCAGAGAAAAGGGAAAUGAAGCUGUGGGGAAAAGCCCAAGAUUUAAAAGCUGUGUGGUUCCCCACGGCGAGCCUAUUGAAAUGGGCAGCAAUGCACCCACCAAGGAUACAAAACAAAUACUGAGGAACCUACACUUGCAAAGCCAGUACCGUGGGGAACACAGGCAAACCAACCUCCCGAAAGAUACUGUGAAAGGGAAGGUAGAUGUUCUGCAGAGAUACCUUGGGAUCCGUUCUCCUUCACCUGGAUCUCGGGGCAUAACUCUCUCUGCCUUCAGUGGGCAGAAGAUGCAAUCUUCAUUAAUGAAGGCUGGAACCAAGCCCAGCACCCCAGGAAGAUGCAGCGGAGGAAAAAGCGCAGCUCAGACACAGAAAAGCUCAAGCAGCCCUGCACAGAAAAGGUCUGAGAAAGAAAAUCUUAAGCACCCUUCAAAAAAGAGGGUAAACAUUAAAAAACCUCACCCCUACAGCCCUGAAAUUGUUCAGGAGUUUAUGUAUCGAAAGAUUGAAGAAAGAAAGAAAAAAAGGCUAGAGGAGAAGAAGUCUUUGGUGCAGGCCAUGGAGAUGAGAAAUAAGAAAUUGCAAGAAGUUUACAGGAAACAGAAAGAAGCUGUGGGAAAGAAAACAUAUUCUGACCAGAUGCACAAGCUCAUCAGGGAAACAGCUUCUGCAAAAGAAAGUCCUCAGUGUAGACGCAAGCAGGAGCAAACCAGUGCUGGAAUCCCGGAGAGCAGUUCCAUGGCCUGGGUGGAUAAAACAUACUGUACUCUAUCAAGUAAAGAUCACAGAGGCAGGAGUCAACUUCUAGAAACAGUUCAGUCACCUAGAAAAAGAGAGGCAUUAGCUUCUGCAGCACCACUGGAAUCUGAAUGCUGGUUUCUCAGUCCUCUGAAACGCAGAGACUUGAGGAACUGCUCUCCCCCAGCUCUGCAUACGCCUCCUCUGAGCUUUUCCCUUCCUCAGAAAGAUGCAAAACCUUAUUCCAAGGACUCGACUCCCGGUCUUUCUCCAUACAGAAGUAAAGAGGACCGAGUGAAAGCCAUACACAGUCUGUCCAAAGAACUCACAGAAAAGAUUGAGAUGGCAACUAAGAGACUGAGUGCAGCAAGCUGGGUUAGAGACUCUGCUGACAAAACAUUGACAGAGACAACAUUGGACCUUUACAAGGGAUCUGGUUGUGUCUCAGAACCCGAGACAUACAAGGAUAAGCAAAACAGGACAAUGGCCAUACAAAUGCUUCUGGAUACCCCAGACCCUGAUAUGUUACGUGUGUCAUCAGAUAGGGAAUUUAAUGGACUGGGCAGGAUUAACCUUGUAGGUAGCACUGAGGGAGCAACAGCCCUGGACAGACAGAAGGGAAUACCUUUGCCUGGUGGGAGUGCUGUAAGCAAAGAAUUACCAUGGGUCACUCAUAAUGUAGGACGGAGGCAUCUCAACACUGGGGAAGACCCUGGAAAUGCAUUGCAAGGUUUCCCUGUGAAUAAGGGCUCUGAGGUGGAUGUAAACCUAUUGCAUGAAAAGCCAAUAACCAGCCCAGCCUCUCCACCUCACAGAUUCCUCACUGGAAGCCUGCAGAGAGAUCUCACAGCUCAGAGAAACCACCACCAGUGUGAGACCACUUUGAAAGUUCAGAACCGAGAGGAAAUUGCCAUUCGGUCUCCCAGAGAGAGCCUGCGGACACCGGGCAGCCUCAGGCUUCAGCCCUCUGCCACCUCCAGCCCUGGAGCCAAGAUCCACCACCGCUUUGACUUCGCUUAUGCAGGUGAGGGAGACCAGAGCUACACAGACCUGGAAGAGAAACACAGAAGCCAUCUGGACAAUUUGAGGCAAACCUCCCUACUGCUGGCUCACAAACUGAAGGUCCAUCAGCUCCAGCAGAAACAGCAGCUUUUAGUGCUGAGGGAGAAAGCAAAGAUAGAGGUUCAAGAAAGCCAGAGGGUUUUGAGCGACCUGCUUCAGCACAAUCUAGAGGAGUGCAGUAACUCCAAAGGCAGUGAUCCUUCUGCACCAAGAUUGGACCAUGCAGAGCAAGUGAGGAGAGGACACCAAUCCAAAGGAGACAAUGCAGCUGGCAAGUACAGAAGCAAUCAAGAGGCAUAUUCACUGAAACACUCUGUGUUGAAGAUGGAAAGAGAUCACAGCCCAGUGGAUACCAAAUCAGUGGGAGAAAGAGAACCUCUGGGAGGAUGGGUAUCCCAGCCAGCAGAGUACCAGGAGCCACUGCACGACCACCAAACAUUGAAUCUGUUGUCAGUGCCAGUGAACCUGCCCCACGAGGAGACCUGUGUAGGGGAGGACUCUGGAGAGAGCAGCGAACAGGCCAGCUCCAACAGCCAGUGGAGCGAAGUUGGCCGGCACUAUGGAGGCUCCAGCACCUUCUGCUGUUUCAGCUUGGCCAUGGCAGAGCAGUGUCUCAGGGGAGAAGAGCUGCGAGCUCGACACCAGGCUGCCCUGCUUGAGCUCCGCAAAAAAGCUCUCCAGGAGAAAGCCAGGGCUGAGCUGGCCUGGCUGGGCCACCAGAAAAGAUGUCUGGAAAGCCUGCAAGACAGUGAGGGAGCCUCUGCCACGGCCACAAAGCAGUGCAAAAUCCUAACGGAGCUCAAACAGGAGCAGGCAGAAAUUCAACACCUGCAAAACAUCUAUAGGGAAGCCCAUCAAGAAAGAAAGCUUUUAUUAAAGCAGCAAAGAGAAAUUUUAAGGAUGCAACAUUCAACAGCACGACUCCAGGAAAAGCUGCAUAAUAUGACUGGGAAUCAAGAGGUUAAGUCACUAGAUGUCUCGCUUACACGUAGCGCAACAACAGAAGAAGCAAUAAAGCUGAAUGCAAUGAGACUUACUUCUAGCCCAAAGUUAUACCACUCCUCCUCCUCAACAGAGCCUGCAGCUCAUCCAGAAAGGUCUGAUCUGUCAGGGAGCAGAGCGAGCUGUGUCCACCUAAAGAAUAAACAAAGAGAUAAAUAUGAGGGCUUUUCUGCUGAGCACAAAACACUGGCACAAUAUCAGAAAGAGGCAGAGGAGUCCCCAGGUUUGGAGCAGUCCCUUGAUGGCCAAGGUCCUGAUGAAUCUGGAACAGUGGCUAAGAAGGUGUGUGGUGCCACCAGCCAAACCACAGGCUUGGUCCUUACGAUGAAGGAUUGCAAAAAUACAGAGCUGAAUGCUCAGGGUCCUGUUUUAUCACCUCUGGAACAAGCAAACUCAGCUAGAAUGGAUGGACCUGUUUCCACAUCCAUUACAAGAGAAGGCAGAAAGUGUGCAUUUCCGGAAUCUGCGCUGGAGGAAAAGGCAUUUAUUUCAAAGCCAGAGAUAGAUCCUAAAGACAAUGAAGAUAUCAAUCCAUAUGACAGCAGGUUCACAGGGAAAGGCUUGCAGAUGCUUUCUACUUCGUGUAACUUAUGCCCGAACCAGGCAGAAAAUACUCUUCAAGGAACUGUUAAAGAAGUGGAAGUGCCUGUCCUUUAUGAGACUCAUCAGGUGGAUGGUAGUCGGUGUUUGAAGCAAUUGGACCAUAUUUCUCAUGAAGCUUCUGACAAAGAGCUAAAUUUAAAAGCAUUUUCUGAAGGAUUAGCUUCCACUGAAUCAUCACCCAAAUCAAACAACUUCUUUCUGAGAUGCAGAAGCACCAAAUCAGAUUCUUUUCUCCCAGAAUUUCAGAAAGUAUCUGCACUUUGGAUUGACAUCUCGGAAAGCUCCAUUUCAGACUCUGAAUUAGAGCUGAAAAAUGGAGAGGACACAGAUGUCAGUGUCCCAGAAGAGUUUGUCUGUGACAAUGGUGAUGUGUUUCUUGAUGUUUCAAAAGAGACAUUAAUAGCCAUAAGUACUGGGGAGGAAACAUUACCUAGUGACAAACCCGAUGAACAUGAAGUGCCCAAAGAUGACAGCAGUGAGACUUCAUCACACUCCCAGAAAUACCCCGGGGCCGCUUUGGACCAUGGCUGCACUGAUAACUUGCUUUCUUUCAUUCCAUCAGACAAAGCAAAUGCCUCCAAAAUGAAGUUAGCAGAUUCCUCCCAAUCUGAUCGCCCUGCCAAGGGAAUGGAUGAGCCACAUCUGGAUUCCUCAGAGAGCUACAGCAGAAACAAAACCAGUUUUCAGGACAUCACAAAGCAGGGUGCAGUUGCCAUCUCUUCAUGCAGUGAUGAUAUUUACUCACCUAAGAGCUACGAACAGCAGAACCCUAGUUCUACAACUAACAGAAUGGAAAAGGAUGGUAGAGUUAACAGGUUAUCUGUGGAUCAAAAUGGAGACGUAAUGGGGUUUCCACUGACAGGUUCUUUGAGACACCUAGAUUUGGCUACUGACCAGCUUAGGAACACUGUCUCUUUUCCACCUAGCAAAGAGAUUACAGAGAACAAGUUAUUAGUGUAUCUGUCUUCAGGAAACUUACCAAUUUCAGGAGGCAAAAAUAAUCAUGCACAGCUUUUGAAUGAGAGACUUGCAUCUAGUAUACCCAUGCCAGGAAUUUCUGAGGCCAUACAUACAGAACCCAAUUCGCUUGAAUCUUUGCGAAGGGUGGCCACAGGAAAUCAAAGUAACUUCACAACUGAAAGGCAAGCCGUGGAGGAAGCAAGGAGGGAAGAGUUUUCUUCUGUCUCCUCAAAAGCCCAAUUGUUUCAAGCUGAGAACCGCUCUUCUAAAGGUGAAGAUGAUACAAUUUUUAUUAGCGAUGAGGGUCUCCCUCCAACUGAUGAGGACGCUUUGAUAGAAAUACUGUCUCCUGUUGAUGAAGUGUUGUCCUACAGAAGUGCUGACUUGCCAUCCUCUAAUAAAAAGGAUUUGUCAUUUCCAAGUGAAGAUCUUCCUCCUCCCACCUUAUGCGCAGAUGCAAUGAAAAAUGAUGAUUCUACCUUCAGUACAGAUGAUUUCCCAUCUCCACCAGAACAAAUGACAGUCUCGGAGAACGGACAGUGUACGGAUGAAGAUCUAUCACUGAAAAUGGAUAUGUUACCCCCAUUACCUGAUAGUACUGUGCCUGAAAGUUUUCCUAUACUCAAUCGAGAGACAACUGAUACUUUUUCAACUCUAGAUAGUAGUUGCUCAGAACAAUCUUUAGUUAAAGGUAUUCCCAGUGUAAAGGAGGGCUUAUUAGAAUACCAAGGAGAACACAAGACACCUUCGCAGCAUUUGGAGUCUCUGCCUGUGUUAAAUCCUAUUUCUUCCAGUCGGGCCAGUAAAAGUCCUGACUUCACCAUGGAACAAUGCAAACCAAGCCUAACGCUGCCCAAAGCUGAGGGAGACAGUGAUGACCCAUUAUUGUCAUUUGAAAUUGGGGACAGAGUGUUAGUAAAGCAGACCCAGCCAGGAACCCUAAUGUUCAAAGGACAGACUUGCUUCGAUAGUGGCCAUUGGGCUGGUGUUGCACUUGACAAAGCUGAAGGCGAUCAUGCUGGAACAUACAAAGGGGUGAAGUAUUUUGAGUGUGCUCAGAACUGUGGUAUCUUUGUCAGACCUGAUGAGAUCUCACACCUGUUGGAGGCCAAUGAAAAUGGUUCCAAUUACACUGGGGAUGAAGACUCUGACUCCUUCUAUGAUGAGGAAUCCUUUAAAGGAGACUGCAAAUACUCUGAAGAUGAUAAGCAGGGACGAGGGCUUAGAGAGCAGAAAGCAGAAGACACUAAGAGCACAGGAGGAUCAGAAGUGAAAAAAAACCAGUCUAGGUUAGACAUCGCCUUGUUGUCUGGAAAAGGGCAAAAGCUUCCACAUUCUGACCAGCGUAAGUGUAAUGAAUUCCUCUGUCAAAAUAACUUAAUACGUUUGGAAUCAGAUAAAGAAAUAACAGAACUGACACAACUAAAACAAAGCAUACUUGCCAAUGUGCUUCCAGUGAAAAGUGAGAUUGGUAACACAGAUGAAAUGAACACAAGGAAAAAUAUUUGUUGUUUGAUAGAGGAUCGGAAAAGAAAUAACCUUGCUGAUGAUAUUGCAAAUGAGCUCAGUAAAGACCUUCUGUUUGAGACUUUAACAGCACUUUCUGCAGCAGCUCAACACAAGCAUAAAAAUGCCUUUGAAAAAGACAUGAUGAAUUAUGUCAAAGGCCUAAGACAAGACAAUGAUCAGAAAAUGUUUCUCCUCAAAGAAAAUUCAAUUGCUUUGUUAUUUGAACAAUCAGCAAAGAUUUCUGAUGUUUUACUGAGCAAUUCCAAUAUCUCUAGCGUCCACGGUUGUCACACGGCAGCAGAAAGAAUUGUAACUAAAUUUGUAGAUGAUACAGUUAAAGAAUACAUGAAGAUUAAAAGAAAACAUGGAUCAAAAGCAGACAAGAUAUUUAAUUCAUCUUCAGAGACCUCUACUACCACUUUGCCAUUCCUUAUAAAAAUCCUUGAUGCUGGUGUUUUUGGAAGCUCUGAAGACUUUGAGCAGCCUAUUUCUGACCAACACAUCCUGGCGAGACAAACUCCAAAGCAAUACUUGUACAAAUGGGAUCAGUGGCACUCAGCUCCUUGGAAGAAAACUGAGGAAGUCCCUCUUGUGAUACCACACUGCAGUUCAUACGUUAAGAAACUGUCUGCAUGUGCUGUGGAACAGCUAUGGACUCCAGCAAACAGAUAUUCCAGUUUCAAAAGAAUCAGCGUGCCAAAGCACCUUGAAUGUAACAAUCUCCCAGGGAAUGAUUUGGAAACAGAAAGCAAGAGGAUGUAUAACCAGGUUAUAUUUGAUUUGACCCGUGAGUUUCUAUGUGCAGAGUAUCAAGCAACUGCAAAUACAAAUACAUUUCCAGGGAUGAAAGAAAACCUGGGAUCUUACUGUUCCAGGCAUCUUUGCAGAAGAACAGAUGUCAGUGAAGUCAAGACAUUUGUUCAGGGUGAAAUUAUUAAAAUAAUGAACCUGGAAAAGAAUGACUUAGAAAUGAAAAGAAAAUUCCUUAAUAUGACCAAGUAUGGAAACUAUAAGAGAGACAGAGUGGACCUUAUUCUGAUUCAGGAACUCCGCAAAGAAGAAUCUCAGUGGACUUGCUAUGAUGAUGAUGAACUAACUGUGAAGAUGAGAAUGACUGAAGAUAUAUUUGAUGGUUUGAUCCAUGAUACAAUUGGAAUUCUUAAUAAGAUUUAUCAAAUAAAAGCCCAUGAUUAGAAGUUUUCCCUAAAAGGCCCUAAUGGAGGAAUUUUAAUAUAUUGAUUUUUACUUUUUUUUAGGUGAGAAAUGCACCAUUUAAGAACUUUAACUCUGAACUUGUACCAAAUAGCAGGGUAGCCUUGGCCUAAUUUAUAUGUUCAUGUUUACACUGAAAGGAUGCAGCAGAGACUUAAACAGAUAGAAAAAUUCGCACAAAAUAUUCUGUGUGUGUUUUAUGCUUCGGGAAUGCUCAUUAAGAUUAAUCUUCUUAGACUGAUGCUGCACAGAAUCUAAAGGGUGCAAAUUUUAUUCUUGUCUGGUUUUAGUCAAGAUAGCACUUUAUUUGCUUAUGCAUUUUAAGAGCACAAUAUGUUUUAAAAUUGUGUAUAAGUCUAUUCAAAUAUGCUUCAAAACUGAUUUAUGUGUAAAUUAUCCUAUUCUUUGUUACGAUGUUCAGAUUGAGAAUGAUGACUUGCGAAUCCUUCUUUGAACAUAGUGCUCAGAAAAUCGUAGGUGACUGUCUUAAAAUGUAAAUGUGCAGGUGGAAUUAAAUCUCCUAGAAACUGAAUUGCGCUGUGAACCUCCGUAGUUUGGAAUAAAUUGCUUUAAUUGGAACAAGUCUGAAACUUCUCCUGCUGGGUUGAGCAGUUAUAGAGGUAACUGUGCACCUUUUCUUUUAAUACAUCAUGGAACUGUUUAAAAGUAGCCCAGAGACGGCUUCAGAGAUGUGGCACAUGGAUGAUCUUGCCUUGGCAGCAUCUAGAGCCAGGCAUGCAGUUUUAAUCUCUACAAUGCUGAUGUAACACACUUUAAAUGGGAUACUCUUCUACCAGUAACUCCAACUUCUGAAAAUUAAAUAUUUGUGUGUGAUUAGGUUAGUUAUUAUGCAGUUCACAUGAGCCCUCUGAAUUCUUCCAUCUAAACACAGGGUGCUAAGGAUGUACUUUAACUGGCAAAAGAGAGGAAAUCAAUAAUGCUGUUGUUUAGUAUUUUAACAAGGAAAUAUAAACAUUUCCAAGCAUGCUAAUUGUUCACUAUGUAAACUUCUAUGGUCCCAUCUAUUUUGCAAUAAGAGAAGACCAAUGAUAAAUUUUUAUUUGUUUUUUUUAAAUAAACACUAUGCAAAUAUUUCUUACUGGAAUUCAGUAACCAUUCAUUAUUGAAUAACUGAAUGUAAGUAGAUAUGACUUAUUCAAAUAUCAUUCAUUUCAAAUAAAAUGAAAAGCAGGACAAUUAAAUUCAAACUAUAUAUAAACUUACAUUUAAAAUCACAAUAUUUACAGUCUGCUUUUGGUGGGAAAAAUAGAAAUACAUUUUAUGUCUCUGUUUUUAAAUACUGAUGGCUUUACUGUUUUCAUACUGAAUUGUUUGGUUUCUGAUUAAACAAAAUAAACCCUAUGUAUCAGUAAUAUUUUUAGUGCAAUUCUAAUUGAUUUCAGAUCACAUUGUAUACACUGCUGUUCACAUUAGUGAAUAGGAGUGGCUUUGUUAUUUUGCAGACAGCUCCUGGGGACAAUCAAAAGCCCUGUCCUGCUAGUUGCCAUAUGAACACAAAUAAAAAGGCAACUUCUGCCCCAAGCGCAUUAACUGUUGCUCUUAUCCUGUAUGCUAUUUUCAUGUCCCUAGUGGUACAUUUUCUUCAGUCUCCGACUUCUAUCCUCAUUGAUUAAUUAAUCCAGAUAAGUCAUUUGUUCUAAGAAUAAUCUUUUGUUGUUGUCAGUUUAUAGUAAAAUUUAACUUUAUUUUUUUUUCCUCUUGGAUUUAUAGACAAAGUGCUGGAUACGAUGACAAAUCCAUAUAUUGAAGCAGUACAG
This is a messenger RNA of Cuculus canorus (common cuckoo), 9278 nucleotides long. RefSeq names its product coiled-coil domain containing 187 (gene CCDC187). The coding region runs from base 178 to 7482 and encodes 2434 amino acids. Gene Ontology annotation, biological process: microtubule anchoring. NCBI's taxonomy places the organism in Eukaryota, Metazoa, Chordata, Aves, Cuculiformes, Cuculidae. Gene Ontology annotation, molecular function: microtubule binding. Gene Ontology annotation, cellular component: centrosome. The record is from RefSeq and is a predicted model, not a curated record. The transcript has 24 exons.